Ornithodoros turicata is the source of this 5767-nucleotide messenger RNA. RefSeq names its product tau-tubulin kinase 1-like (gene Asator). The record is from RefSeq and is a predicted model, not a curated record. Lineage: Eukaryota; Metazoa; Arthropoda; Arachnida; Ixodida; Argasidae. Gene Ontology annotation, molecular function: protein serine/threonine kinase activity; ATP binding. The transcript has 9 exons. The coding region runs from base 278 to 3631 and encodes 1117 amino acids. Gene Ontology annotation, cellular component: cytoplasm; nucleus. Gene Ontology annotation, biological process: signal transduction; peptidyl-serine phosphorylation.
AAGCCAAGAAGGAAAAGCCUAUUCCCUCGGAGAUGAUCCCCAACAGUAACUAUCAGCAAGGAACGACAAGCCCAGCUGUCAAACGUUGCCUGGGAUAUCCUUGCCCGGCCGGCCUUUCUAUUUCCGGAGGCGCCUUCGCUUUGGUACCGGGCGCAAACUCUUGCCAUCCUCAGACGGACCGCAAGAGCUCUGCGUGCCAUGUAUCGACUCAGCUGGAUGGGAUGUUUUAUUACCUGACAACAUAUGCCGCCAGGGAUUUACAACUCCGGAUUCCGAUAUGAAAUUGUACAUUUAUAAUGGAGAGGUGGCCUCGUGUGACGAGGAGGAGGAGAACAACGUUUCCAGUUGCCGCCUCACUAUGACCAGCGAAGACCUCCUCCAGCCGGGACAUGUGGUCAAGGAGAGGUGGAAAGUGGUCAAGAAGAUUGGGGGUGGAGGAUUUGGAGAGAUCUACGAGGGACUCGACCUCGUCACCAAGGAACUGGUUGCACUCAAGCUCGAAUCUGCCAAGCAGGCCAAACAGGUGCUCAAGAUGGAGGUGGCCGUGCUCAAGAAACUACAAGGACGUGAGCACGUGUGUCGCUUCAUCGGCUGCGGACGCAACGACCGCUUCAAUUAUGUCGUCAUGCAGCUUCAGGGCAAAAACUUGGCCGAGCUUCGCCGUUCCCAGCCCCGGGGUGCCUUUUCACUCAGCACCACCUUGCGCCUGGGGCUGCAAAUCCUCAAGGCCAUACAGAGCAUUCACGACGUUGGAUUUCUUCACAGAGACGUCAAACCCUCCAACUUCGCCAUGGGACGGCAUCCUCACAACUGCCGCAAAGUGUACAUGCUGGACUUUGGUCUGGCACGCCAGUACGUCACUACCACGGGAGAGGUCCGGCCACCACGAGCAGCUGCUGGCUUCCGUGGUACGGUCCGCUACGCCUCCAUCAACGCUCACAAAAACAAGGAGAUGGGUCGGCAUGAUGAUUUGUGGUCCCUGUUCUACAUGCUGGUUGAAUUUGUUAAUGGACAGCUGCCUUGGCGCAAAAUUAAAGAUAAAGAGCAGGUGGGCGUCAUGAAAGAAAAGUACGACCACCGGUUGCUACUGAAGCACCUACCGUCUGACUUCCGCCAAUUCCUGGACCACAUCUCGUCUCUGGACUACCACGACAAGCCGGACUACUCUGUGCUCGUUGGCCUGUUCGAACACUGCAUGAAGCGACGUGGCGUUCGAGAAUCUGACCCCUAUGACUGGGAGAAGACUUACACGGACAACUCCGUGACAGCCACGAUUACGCCCACUGCUGUGUCUAGGCCAGCGCAGCCUGGAAGCGCCCCACCAGGCGGCGUGACGGGUGUUGGCACGGAGAACCUGCUCGACGACAAUAUUAUGGCCAGCUACGACGAUCGUGGCGACAAUUUGCUUCGCCACGAAGUGUACGACGCGAGCAAGGAAAGUGCCCCCGUGGCCACGAAGGAGUCCCUCUUGCCCCAACAGCCACAUAUUUUGCCCCAGCGAGAGGGCAACAAACGUGUCCCCGACAACGUACGCCAUCUUCCGGCCACCGCGGGUCUCACUGCAGUUACGGAAAAUAACAAUAAAAAUAAUAACAUUGUCGGAGAAGAACCCCCUGCUGAGAUUGUGCAAGAGAAGAAAGUUGAGAACUCCGCCGAACAAGAAAAUGGUCAUGCCGACGAGUCCAACCAAGUUCCGCCGCCCAACGCGAAGCCCAGCCCACAGAUGGAACCUUCAGAAGCAGCACUCCAGCCCGAAAUCCCCAAAAGGGACCAGCGGUCACCGAGACGUCGUCCGACUCCUCCACGAUUGCAUAUCACCACGACAACGAUGGAACGUGGCCAGGAAAAUUGUGAUCGCAAGCCUACUUCCGCCGAGGACGGCAACAAGCAGACUCCACCUCCCAUCAGUACGCCACCCACAGACCCCAAGGCCUUCCUUCCGGAAAGUCAGCAGAGACAGCACAGAAGACAUCACCACCUUACGCGACGUCCCUACCACCGUGAUGUCUCGUUGACGCAGUUUGCAGUGGCAGACGACGACAACAUCUCUGCUCUGCAGCAGGUCACCAAAGGUGGAGCAGCUGCCAUGACGCUGGCGUCAAAAUGGCAGGCUUCCUUCGACGACAGUGAGGAAACUGAUCACGAUGAAAUGGAUGCACCCCUCGCUUCACCGGAUCACCGGAUGAAACGAGACUCAUCAGGGUAUGCAUUGGACAAGUUAUCUUCCAGAGGAAAUAAGCCAGUUAGAAGAGAAGAAGAUGAAGAAAGGAGGAAGAGGCUAGAUGAAGGUAGGAUGGUGAUUAGAGAAGAAGUUGACUGCAAGCAACCUGUGCUACGUGCCAUGUCCCUGCCGACAGCAGCGGAACCACAGAGGGUGUCCCUGGCAGGAUACCCCCUGGAAGGUCCCAUUCCGGUUGGGCUACCUCGUGUCUGGAGCUGUCCGGCGCUCGCAUUUAGGAUACGAUCUUACCUGCAGCCACCCAUCCGGCAACAGGCAUCCUUCGAUGACGACCACGUGUACGAGGUGGAUGUCAUGCGCAAUGUUGCAGCCAGGGUGGGAGAAGAAGUGGAAGAGAGGAGGUCUUCACUGCCCUCCAUUCAUUUGAGGACAUCGGACGAUGAUGAAGGAAAGAAGCUUCCAGAGAUACAAGUCGUGGACAGAAGCAAAAAGGAAGAGUCACCGCCCAAUCCUGAUGAAUCAACAACAGAGAGCAGGUCUGUGCGCAAGUCUGUGAGCACAACACAGCCAAAGGGGAUUCUAAAGAAGCCCAGCAUCGAGCGGUCGCCGAGUAGCCGAAAGGACGACUUUCAAGGGGCAACGCAAGAGACGCAAGCUCCACAGUCACGACUUCGUGUCUCUCCUAGCGGCAAUGUUUUUACCAGGACGCACUCCGAAGAACCCUCCGUUUACUUUGACGCUCCGGCUCCCCACGAAGAGCGACGUUCCAUGCCCGAAGGAAUCCUCUGGAGACAGUACCGAAGGUCCGGUACAGAUGCAGACGACGAAAACUCUAAGGAUGAAUACGAGACUCCUCCGCGGGACAGUGAGCUUCCGGAAGCCCUCCGACGACUUGGGCUGGAAUAUGAGAGUGCUACUCGCCAACCGGAUGAGGAAGACAAGACGUCGACACGGAGCUCGCAAGGUGAAGAGCCACCAUCGAGAAUUCCUGUUCCUCGACGCAGCAUCUUAGCACGACGGCGGCCCAAGUCUAUGGUGGAGCCAGGAACACCGGACUUCCGAAGGGAAGUCCAGCGGAGUAGUUCAGCAGGACUGGUAGUGAAUGGGGGAAGCCACGUUGGUGAGCGGUGGGGUGGAAUCUUACAGGUUCCAGUAGUUGUACAGCUACGACCCACCGUCGGACUUUUGGACAGUGAUGAGCAUGUGAGGAAGGAGUCGCGGAUACCGCGGCCCAGGGUCCGGCAGCGGACUCCCGAGCUGGGAGGAGGUAACGCGCCGCACUUGCGGCCGUCUAUGGCAGUUCUGCCCGUAGGUGUUCCGCAGCCGCCACCUGGGAACCCUCCUCCGAACCACUGCGUGCCCGCUAGCAGAAGACGCAGGUACAGGCCUCUGUCUCCCAGUGAUCUUCAGAUGACUGGCAGCGAAUCCUCCCGCGGAAAUUCCCCCGACUAAUGGCACCACCACCGGAGGGCUGGUCCAUCUACGUUGAACAUGUGUAUAUUUUUUUAGAACGUCAGGCUUUAUCUCCCCUACAUGGUGAUGUAAUACUUCCUCCCUCCCGACGGCUUCUUCUAGUCACGAGGUUUUAUGAAAGUUUUUGAGUUGCUUUAUUUAAUUUGCUUGCGGCGUUGUCUCUGCCUGGCGUGUUUUGUGCCAGCGGGCCGUUGACGUUAAUUGUGUAUUACUUUUGUGCAAAUUUUGUUCCCAAACUGAACUGCUCACAUUUGGCAGUGCCUUUCACCAAAAAAUGAGUGCCUGCAUAUCAUUAUUUCUUACCAACCUGUCUGGAGGUUUUACCCCCCAACUAAACUAUACGUUUAUACGGCGAGUACCUUAAGAAAAGAACACUGAGACCACUGGAGAGGUACACAUUGAUUCCAUAUUUUAUUUUACAUUCUGCUCUUCUAGUCAUGUGUAAACGCUAGAAACGUUGAUAAAACCAUGUCAGAAUGAAGGUUGAACUACAAACUUUGUAUUGUGCCAAGUUUUUGCGGCUAAAAGUUACUUCUUUUGCAUAGCACGACUCGAUACGUGUAGUACUUCGGACCGACGGUACUCUCAAAUAUCGUAACUGGCAACAUUCUGCAUAACACAACACGUUUAUAGUGUAAUGCAUACUUUGUGGGGGAUGUUGCGACGCCAGCGUUUUAUCCCGUCUAGUAUUGACCUUAAUCUCCUCUUUGAAAGCACUUACUAAAAUGAUGUCCUUCUGACGUAAGACACGCCGAGAGACAGCACGAGUUGAAAUACUCAAUCCAGCUGCACCGAAUUUUUGUAUCGUUUCUGUAUUCUUUUUGUUCAUUUUUUUUUACUCGCUUACUAAUUUAUUUAUGUAGGACUUAUAGCCUGCCAGGUUUGUAUUGACAUUUUGUCCUGUAUAUAUGUGUACAGAGAAAGAAUGUGUUAUAUAUAAAUAAUAUCAAAAUGAUGAUAGUACCAAAACUAUUACCACUUAACUAGACGACGUAGCUUCACCAACUGGAGCGAACAUCGCAUUUUCACCCUUCAACGUCGAAGCGUGCGUUGAACGGAGUCGACGAUGCAUUUUUGUACCUAAAAACUAUUUUAGGUGCGGCGUCAACUUAUGGCGAAUUCUGCUGGUCUUUGUAGUGCAGAAAAUCUUACACUGGUGGCUCGAGUGUGCAUGUUACACCAAGAGCAACGUGCGUCGCGUUUCAUUGGUCGUUCUUUGUUUGUUUGUACGCUCAACCUACGCCAGCACACUACGCUGCGCCGACAUACCAGCGGAAUUCGCCAUUAAUACUGAAAGUCUUUCUGCAGACAGGUCAUGCUGGUUUUUAGAUGCGUAGUAUGCAAAAAAUGCAACUUGAGAAGCACUAUGGGGAUCAAAUUGUAAAUGGUUGCACAUCCAGACUUCUCAGUCUGAAAAAUGCCAGAGUGGUUUAUUCACUAGGAGGAUCUCCAAACAAUCAUCCCCAAUCCUCAUCCAAUCAAUCAAUCGGACCGUCUUUUGAUGGAAUAUCACUUGGCUGCCACUCCUGCGUGCUUGUGCCGUGUGUGACGGUACUACAGCUUGCAUUGGCUAUUUCUUUCAUAAAUUUAAAGCGAGAUAAUUUUUGCCAUCAGUUCUCCCAUCAUCCGCGCAAGACUCAACGUUGCAACCAUGACCCAUCGUGCCUCUCAUUUGGGAAUGUUGCAUUUAUUACAUACAAUGCAUUUGAUCAGGAUUCACCAACCUGUCUCUUUUUUUUUUCUGCUUUAGAAGAAAAGCUGAAAGAUUAGUUCCCAAUGACUCGAAUUUUUGCCCCCUCCUUUAGCUACCACAUUUAGUACAAACGGUCCUAAUUUAAGACCAGUCUCUAAACAGUCUCCGAGCAAAUUUAUGGGGUCCUUCAACUAUCUGCAGGACCAAAGUUCUAGUCCCCAAUAUGAACGUUAUUUAAAUACCUGGUCCAAAUACUUUACGGGUGGAACCGGAAUAAAUAUAGUAUCGCUGGUUGCAUAGUGUGUUAAAAGUAUUUCAAAGUUAGUGUUUCUUUUGUCACGGACCAGGCAUGCUUGUAUCUCAUUAUGCUGUGAUAUGUUACUUUUGUUGAGCGAUCAAGAAAAUAAAUGGUAUGCCUGUGA